Messenger RNA from Lotus japonicus, 783 nucleotides. RefSeq lists its product as uncharacterized. The coding region runs from base 88 to 504 and encodes 138 amino acids. The transcript is spliced from 4 exons. The record is from RefSeq and is a predicted model, not a curated record. NCBI's taxonomy places the organism in Eukaryota, Viridiplantae, Streptophyta, Magnoliopsida, Fabales, Fabaceae.
AUUCAUGAGCAAAGUGUAGAGAUCCUGCAAAGCAAGAAUUCCCUUAGAAACAAAUAGUCAUAUUAAGUGUCCUUUAUUUGAUCAACAAUGAAGAUUGUCAGAACCAGCUUCCAUAUUUGUUUUUCCUUGGGGAUAUUUUUCCUCAUGCUACUCAACCAUGCCAAUGCUGAAUAUAGAAAUUAUCCGACGAUGAACGAUAAUCUAAGCCCAUUUGAGGGUUGGAGGAGCGCUUACUUCUGCAUGCUGAAUCACUCAAGUGCUUGCACUGGACAAUACACAAAACUAUCACUAGCUGGAUAUCUAAACGUGUCAAACACUGAGAUCAACAACUUCUGUCAAAAGGGUUGCUAUGAUCACACCUUAUUGGUGUUGAAGUGCAUACAAGAUGUCAAGAGAGACUUCAUUUUCGCGACCAAAGCUAAUGUCUCGGUUGUCAAGAAUAUGACUGUAAAGGCAUGCGCUAAUCUUCAAGGUUUUAGCACAAACUAUACGGCAAAUGCCUAACUGAGGCAUAUGGUCACAAUAGCAUUCGCUGCCACAUUUGUGUGUCAGUAUAUUUGAAUGGAUAUGGAGACAGAUGAUGAGACUGGCUUGAAAGCUUUUACAAGGACAUUGUUAGGGUCCGGAUGUUGGAUGUUGAGUCUUUUUAUAAUUCAAUAUGUAUUCAUACAAAAAAAAAAAUAAGCUGUCAUAUCGUAGUCUAGAUUAUUCUCGGUAAGAUUAUAUAGACCAAUAAAAAAUGAAAAGACAAAUUUAAUCGAAACAAUAAUUACUUUCUAUAUA